AUGGUCGCCGAUGAUCGAUAUUGCUACUUCCCCUCGGGCAAUCUCGCCGCAGGAAACGUGCCUUGCUCCGACGAUACAAGUGCCACAUGCUGUGGGUCGGGAGACAUCUGCCUAUCCAACGGACUCUGUCUGAACGUCGCACACCAGCCAUAUGUGCUCUCGCGGGGGGCGUGCACCAAUUCCGACUGGCAGGCCGGAUGUUCGAGCUACUGUUCCAGUAGCACCCCGAGCAUGGGCGCAUCCAUUAUCAACCUGAGUUUCUAUAAUAACACCGCGAUCUACUGCUGCGGCACCCCAAUCAUCGACGGGGAUACAAUCGUCUGCCCCGAUAGCCCUACCUCCGGCUUCGAAGUCCCCACUGGUACCCCAAUCCUCGGUCGCGCUUUGCUUGCCAAUUCUACAUUACUCGACGCGGUCGUAAAAACAUCGUCCUCUGCAACAUACACAGCGACAGCCGCAGCCACAGCAACAUCCUCGUCCUCCUCAUCGGCCACUUGCAGGACAUGCCACCAAACUGAAAUCGGCGCCGGGGUGGGGGUAGCGCUCGGUGUAAUCGCUCUGCUUUCGAUCAUAUGGGCGCUGCUGGAGCGGAGAAGGGCUCUGAAGAGGCAGACAAUGCCACCGGCUGCAGGUACUCCCUAUGGCGGCCCCUAUAUGAAUUUACGGGAUAGGAGCAACCGCCCAGUGGAACUGGGAAAUGUUCCCCAAGCACAUGAGCUCCCCAACUCGGUGGAAAGUCCAUCCGAAAUCAUGUCGAAGACGGCUCCGUGA
This is a messenger RNA of Penicillium canariense, 771 nucleotides long. RefSeq lists its product as uncharacterized. Lineage: Eukaryota; Fungi; Ascomycota; Eurotiomycetes; Eurotiales; Aspergillaceae. The record is from RefSeq and is a predicted model, not a curated record. The transcript is spliced from 2 exons. The coding region runs from base 1 to 771 and encodes 256 amino acids.